This is a messenger RNA of Macrosiphum euphorbiae (potato aphid), 651 nucleotides long. Lineage: Eukaryota; Metazoa; Arthropoda; Insecta; Hemiptera; Aphididae. The record is from the annotation of a GenBank genome assembly.
AUGACGACUGCUGCCCGACCGACGUUUGAACCAGCCCGUGGUGGCCAGGGCCGUGGAGAAAAUGAUCUCAGUGCCUUGUCUGUGCAGUAUUCCAGCAGGGACUUACCGUCGCACACAAAAUUGAAAUACAGGGAACCUGGACAGGGCACAACUGAAGAGCUUCAGAAGCAAGAUUUUGCCAAAGUACUCGAAGAAAAAGAAAAAAGUGUUGUGACUAAAGCAAUAGGUGGUGAACCUCCACUGAAAAAAAUACGUCCCGAACAUGUUCCAAUUGCAACAUUGGAUGUUGACGAUCCACUAGAUUUAGAUGCAUCAGAUGAUGAAGAUAGUGAAGAUGACGCAGAAGAAUUAAUGUUGGAAUUACAAAAAAUUAAAAAAGAAAGAAUGGCUGAAGAAGCUCGUAUGGAAGCAGAUAAACGUGAAGCUGAGGAACAAAUCAGAAUACAGAAUAUUCUUCAAGGAAAUCCGUUAUUAAGCUAUGGAGGGGGAUCAGCAGUACCCAAAGUUAACCAAAAAGUCAAGAGACGCUGGAAUGAUGAUGUGGUAUUUAAAAAUUGUGCUCGCACGGAACCAGAAAAGAACACAACAUUUAUAAAUGAUUGCAUACGCUCAGAUUUUCAUAGAAAAUUUAUGGAUAAAUAUAUUAAAUAA